Molecule: messenger RNA, 2095 nt
Organism: Solea solea (common sole)
Lineage: Eukaryota; Metazoa; Chordata; Actinopteri; Pleuronectiformes; Soleidae
Gene: znf207b
Product: zinc finger protein 207, b
Exons: 10
Coding region: 118-1437 (439 amino acids)
Cellular component (GO): nucleus
Source: RefSeq, a predicted model, not a curated record
CUCCUCCAGCAAAGCGCCAUUUUCGGCGUUGUCACUGUACUACACUACAGCAUGCUGUGGUCAAACAGAUAAUAAGACUAGUGUUUUUGUAGGAAUCCAUUCGCAGUAUUUCUCAAAAUGGGACGGAAAAAGAAGAAGCAGAUGAAGCCAUGGUGCUGGUAUUGCAAUCGAGACUUCGAUGAUGAAAAGAUUCUUAUUCAGCAUCAGAAGGCUAAACAUUUUAAAUGCCAUAUUUGCCACAAGAAGUUGUACACUGGCCCAGGUUUGGCGAUUCACUGCAUGCAGGUACAUAAAGAGACUAUUGACAGUGUACCAAAUGCCAUUCCUGGAAGAACAGACAUUGAGCUGGAAAUCUACGGCAUGGAGGGGAUUCCAGAGAAAGACAUGCAGGAGAGAAGACGAACAUUAGAACAGAAAUCUCAAGAGAGCCAAAAAAAGAAAUCAAAUCAGGAUGAUUCUGAUGAGGACGAUGAUGAUGAUGAAGCAGGACCAUCAGCUCAGCAGGUUGCCGCUGUCCAGCCUCAGACAGGCUACGUGGCUCCCAUGACCCAACCUGGGAUUCCUCCUGUAGCUGGUACGCCUGGGAUGCCACUUGGGGCAUAUCAAGGAAUGCCCCCGAUGAUGCCUGGUGUUCCCCCUAUGAUGCAUGGCAUGCCUCCUGCAAUGCAUGGAAUGCCACCAGGGAUGAUGCCAAUGGGAGGGAUGAUGCCUCCCAUGAUGCCAGGGAUGCCUGGAAUUCCCCCAGGAAUGCCACCCCACUUGGCCCCAAGGCCAGGGAUGCCCCACAUGGCACCGUCUCCAACGGGAGUGAUUCCCAAUCGACCGGUAGUACCAGUAGCUCAGCCUGCAGUCACCAAACCUCUCUUUCCCAGUGCAGCACAGGCCCAGCAGAGCGCUUCAGGAACAGCACCUUCAAACUCUCACAGUACAGCCGCCUCCUCAGACCCUCCCAAAGCAACAUUCCCUGCCUACACCCAGCCCUCUGUCUCUUCUUCCUCUUCCACUUCUUCUAACCCCUCUAGCAACACUGUGGCCAAACCCCCAGCCACAGUGACCACUAAGCCUGCCACUCUCACCACCACGAGUGCAACUAGUAAGUUGAUCCACCCUGAUGAGGAUAUCUCACUGGAAGAGAUGAAGGCACAGUUGCCUCGUUAUCAGCGUCUUAUACCCCGGCCGGGUCAGGCCCAUGCGGCUGCUCCCUCUGUGGCGGCUGUGGGCAGCAUGAUGCCCCCACAGCAAGGCAUGCCACCACAGCAGCCUGGAAUGAGGCAUCCCAUGCAUGGUCAGUAUGGUGCUCCUCCUCAGGGCAUGCCAAGCUACAUACCAGGUGGGAUGCCUCCAUAUGGGCAGGGUCCUCCUAUGGUUCCCCCUUACCAGGGAGGCCCUCCCAUGGGCAUGCGGCCGCCCGUCAUGUCUCCGGCUGGACGCUACUGAAGCAGCAUUGCAGCCACCACAUUAGGUUUGAGGUUAACACCUUUCUCUCAUCAUCAUUGUGCUUUUUCAAACCUAGCAGCAAGCAAAGAACAGUAAGACCGGUGGCGGUGAAGACGAGCAUUAUUUGUUACGACACAUGGACAUUUAAUGUAACAUCUAUAUUGGAAAACAGCCAGACACCACACACGUUCCUGACAGAUAUUUUGUGGUUAUUUGAUUUACAUGUGAGGAUAUAUAUAUAUAUAUUUUUUCCCCAUAGGUUUCACUCAGGUUUAUAGAAGUGAAGUGUGGUAAAAAGAUUCAUAUUUCUUUUGAAGCUGCUGGAGUUACAUGAGCGUACCAACCCCCCCUUACACAGGCAAGUUUCUCUUGUAAACCUUUGAUUAAUUCUGUUGUUUAUUUCUUUGGUAGAAUGAUUGAGGCCCUCACAGCACGUGUAGGUGCUGUUGGACUUGCGUCCCCAACCUUGGUUGGUGAGGGUCUCAAUAGUGAUGAUGAUUCCAGCUGAGUAGGGUUACAAAUCCAUGGCUCACCAGUCUUCUAGCUUUAUUCUUAUUUCAGGUUUGUUUUUAAUAUUUCCUGGUUAAAAGGGUACCUGUAAUGCAUCCUUUGUAAUGUUUAAUGAGUCUGUUGUAAUAAAAACCCAUCUUGAAAUCCA